Sitodiplosis mosellana (orange wheat blossom midge) is the source of this 3028-nucleotide messenger RNA. RefSeq names its product facilitated trehalose transporter Tret1-like. Gene Ontology annotation, biological process: transmembrane transport. Lineage: Eukaryota; Metazoa; Arthropoda; Insecta; Diptera; Cecidomyiidae. Gene Ontology annotation, cellular component: membrane. The record is from RefSeq and is a predicted model, not a curated record. Gene Ontology annotation, molecular function: transmembrane transporter activity. The coding region runs from base 1493 to 3013 and encodes 506 amino acids. The transcript has 8 exons.
CUUGGAAUAAAAAUGAAUAAUCUGCUCAAGUCGAAUUUUCUUCGAUACAUAAACGCAAAUCAAACACCAAUCGAGGAAUCGAUAUCUUUUAAAACAAUAUUUUGUGUCAGUUUCGACGGUUUUCCUAAAAUAUCUUCAAAAUUAUUCGUUGUUUUGCCCAAACUACACCGGUUUGAUGCGUAAAAUAUAUUUUUUUUCAAGUUCUAUUAAUUCAACACAUAUAUUUUGUAUAAUUUGAUCUAACAAUCACAUGAAAUUUGCUCAGAGAAUGAAAUUAGCUCUACAUUCAGUUGGAAUGUUGGUCAAUAUCUGGCUAUUCGGUGUAUUUUAAUUCUGUGAAUUACAACGUGUGUUCAAUGUUCAUAGCAGACUUUCGAUAUUUCAAUAUAUUUCCAACUUUGUUUGUCUAAUUAACUUUGUUAAUAUAUUUUCAAAUACUUUCACUGUUGUUUUUCUCGUCAAAAUGUAAGAGAAAGAAUGAAGAGAUAUGUAAACAAUAGGAUGGAGUAAGAUGAACAUCAAGCGUAUGUACUUGAAAUAUGUUUGAGUAUGAAUGAAGUCCAGUGAACAUCGCAGACCGACCUUCGCCACUGUUUGUUCAUUAUGAACGUUGAACAUUCAACAUAUGAACAGCUAUCAACAAAUAUCACAGCGGGAUACUCAGUCAAUUUGAUUCUCUGGAUUUAAUUUUUUUAAAUCUACGAUCCAUAGUCAGUUGCUUUGAAUUUUACCUGAAAACCAUUUUUUGGUGUUUUUAAUCCUUGAACGUGACCCAAGUGUCCAAUCUAGCUUUAACACGUUUUGCAUUUUUGAUCUGAUGAUAUCCAUAAAUCAUUCGAUAAGUUAGUCCAUCACCACAAUUACAAUAAUCGCAGUUAAAAUAUAUCAAUAUGAAAAUAGUUUGACUCAACUGCAUCCCAUCUGAUCAAUAAAUCUGGAAUGAUGUAGUCGGUAACAAGCGAUAAGAGCUAUUUUGUCUGAGUUUGCUCUUGAAUUGUGAUUGAUGAAGGUUUGUACUGCAAACUUUGCUGGUAGCUCUCAAAUAAUUCGUACAUUUAACCUGGGGUACAUUUAUCCAGAUAAGCAAAUCAGACCCAAGUUCAUAUAAUAACAGAAAUAUCGAUAUUCGUUGUUUUUAUAGCAGACUAACAUGUUUUGUAACUGCGGACACGGGAAAAGAGUAAAUUGUGCAUACAUUUAGUUUACAAACUUCAUGCAUGUGACAUACCUAGUAUAAGAUUUGGUAUGAGAUCUUCCAUUUAAAUGCUCUUAUGCAUUUCUGUCUUCUUCGACCAUUUUCUUCUAAAUCGACGAUAAGCCAUUCCUGUUGAAUGUAUAAAGAGAUUUGUGCCUAGUAAAGUCAGUUUAAGUUUCAACGCCUCUGUGGACAGUGAUCACUCGUUAAUUUACCAUCGACCGAUCUUCACUCUUCAUUUUACCACCAUUGUUAUCGGUCUGAAUUGUUUCAAUAUUUCAUCGACAUUUUUUGAAGAUGAAAACCAAAUUCUUGGAUAUUUUCUCUUGUGGUUUUGUUUUCAAUUUCCAUAAUGGACCAAACAAAGUCAACACUUUUCGGCGCCUUUUACCGCAGUUUUUAUCAUGUUCCGCUUCAUAUUUAAUUGCCGUAAAUAUGGGUUUUGUGUUGGCGGUUUCAUCGAUAGUGGUGCCUUCGGUAGUUGGCAUAAGCAAACAUUUGAAUCCAGAUGAAACGCUGCACAUGACACACGAAGACGCAUCGUGGCUAGCCAGUAUUUUAUUCAUCGUUCAGCCCAUUGGAAAUGUGCUGUCUGGCUUCAUAGUAGAAUCUUUGGGGAGAAAAGGCGCCAUACUCAUCAUAAAUGUAAUACCAGCCAUUGCAUGGAUUUUACUACCAACCGCUAAAACUACGUACAUGGUUUAUAUUGCAUUCUGUUUGCUGGGAAUCUGGAACGGGCUAACAUGUUCUGUAUCUAUAUAUUUGGGCGAAAUUAGUGAAGCAUCGUUUCGUGGAAUUCUCAAUGCCGUUUGCGGCAUUUCAGUUACAGGUGGUAUGUUCCUGAUAUUUUUGCUCGGAUCAUUUCUGUCAUGGCGUCAAGUGGCUUACAUCUGUGCUGCUGUGCCGAUUCUAAAUAUAUUGGUGGCCAUGUUUAUACCAGAAUCACCUAUUUGGCUUGUAUCAAAGAAUCGCCUCGAAUCAGCACAAAAAUCACUACAAGUACUCCGCGGAUGGGUAUCAAGUGAAAGUAUUUCUCCCGAGCUUGAUCAACUGAAACACAUCAACGAGAUGUCAUCAGCAUGUGCCGACUGUGUACAAUCGGGCAGUAAAUGUGAUCAUCCACCGCCAACGCUGUUCGAGAAAUUCAAAGACAUUUUCCAAAAACGAACAAUGAAACCAUUUCUUUUGGUAACAAUUUUAUUUGUUAUGAUGCAGUUCUCUGGAAUGUUUGCAAUGAGACCGUACAUUGUACCAAUUUUAAAUGCACAUGGCAUUGCGCUCGAUGCGAAUGUCACAACGGUCAUACUUGGUGUUCUUGGUGUUUUAGCAAAUGUUAUCCUUAUAUUUACAAUUCGGAUUCUUGGUAAACGAAGAAUCUACCUGUGGUCAAUGGUUGGAAACUUCGUUAGCUGUUUCGGACUAAAAAGUUUGGAAUCGAUCCGACAUUCCGUCGGACACUACAAUUAUUUCGCUUUGGCCAUGUUUGUGACUAUGCAGUUUUGCAUUUCAGUUGGCGUUUCAUCCAUUCCGUAUUUUUUAAUGAGCGAAAUUUUCCCAUUCAAGUCACGAACAUUCUGUUGUGGUUUGGCUGGAAUUGAAAACCAAGUCUUUGCAUUCAUCGCAAUCAAAACAUACUAUAAUUUCGAAAGCUGGCUCUCGCUGCCCGGAGUUAUUUGUUUAUAUGGUGUUAUUGCUGUUGUUGGAUUCAUUUCAAUGUUGUUCAUCCUACCAGAAACCGAGAAUCGAACAUUGGAAGAAAUCGAGUUACACUUUUCGGACAAUAAACGCAGCAUUUUCGAUAUUAAGAUCAAGAAAUAAAAAAAAAUUGUGAAA